This is a messenger RNA of Eimeria mitis, 1173 nucleotides long. RefSeq lists its product as uncharacterized. The record is from RefSeq and is a predicted model, not a curated record. NCBI's taxonomy places the organism in Eukaryota, Apicomplexa, Conoidasida, Eucoccidiorida, Eimeriidae.
AUGCCAGCUGAUUCACCUUCAACCUGGUGGUGGACCCCGGCCGAUAGCGAUAGAUCUCCUGCUAUGUGGAAGUUGCUGCCGGAUUCGGAGAGCAGAUUGCUACAGCAUGCACACGACGAGUCGUGGGAUCGCCUUGAGCUUGACAUAGAAGGCACGCUUUAUGUAAUAUACCCGUUUUCUUCAAAUGCUCAAACUCAUAUCGCAGUGCCACUGGGGAACGAAGGUGGCCCAGAAGCUGUCAUAACUCGAGCCAAUGACGCUGAAGAUGAACCAAAGAUACCUUUGCAACUUGGUUUCCGAGGCCUCACGUUCUGUUACAGAAUGACGCUGAAGAUGAACCAAAGAUACCUUUGCAACUUGGUUUCCGACGGGACUACCCUGGUAUCCCAAGCGAGUCCUCAGGUCACGCCUCUGCAGCUCUGGAUUCAUCAAGGCGCACCAUACCCGCCGUAUGAUGCCAUUCCAGAGCUACUACCUACACUUAAUUUCGAAAUGCAUGAUGACUCUGAAUGCACAAUGUCAAAGCUAGUUCGAAGAGGCCAGGUGACACUGCCAGCCAGGAGACCUGCUAGGGUGAGCCAAAUGGCAAUGUGGCGCGCCUUUCCAAAGGUUGACUUUGAGGCGUGCGACGACUACCACGUAGUUCGUCGGGUGCUCGUCGACGGAGUGGACAUAGCAUUACACCAUGGUGGGAAGCGAAAACUAUCACCGGCUGGAAUUGCUAUUGCAGUGGCACACUUCGUGGAGCUUUCUUUUCCUGUUAGGGUGGUGGUCCCUCAGUGGCUCGCACUCAUGCACAAGGAGCAUUGUAACCUAUUCACUGAAUCACCUGAAGCCUUGUUGGAGGCUCUUAAGGACGAUGACUUGCUCGUAGUUCUACCUGACCCUGGCGGAACAAAUUGGCGUCCUAGCAGAACACAGCUCAAAGCUGCAAGCGAUGCUGAAUACACAGUUGAGCUCUGCAAAACUGUUGACGCCGCCUAUUGCUCCAAUGAUUUCAACCAGUUUUUGCAACUCCUGGAUGGCUCUACUUCACGUUAUGAUGACUAUUUAUAUAUGACGACUAGGUCAUGCCUCUACACGUUCGACGGCGACAACUUUUACCACGUUUUGGAUUCUCUGGGUAGAGGGAAGUUUGUUGACGGUCUCUUUUUCCGUCACAGGACAACUUAA